AUUAAUAAUAAAAAGUUAUAUAACAACUUGAAAAUUAAUUUAAUUAAAUGUUUUAUGACUUUAAUGUGGAUUAUUAAAAAUAUAUUUCCUACUUCAUACUUGACAAUAUCGAUAACUAAAUUAUUUAAUGAGGUUGAAAGAACAGAUAAAAUUGUUUCUGAAAUUAUUCGCGUUUAUCCAAAUAACAUGAGAAUCAGAUAUCAAAUGGAACAAUUUUCAAUGGAAUUAUUACAUAAAAAUAUAAAUUUUAAUGCCUUUGGAUUAUUUUCAUUUGACGGAUCUCUUUUGAUAUCGUUACUACACACAGCGAUAAUUAAUACAUUUAUAAUUAUUAAUUUCAAGACUGGCAAUUAAUUACAAUAUAAUGUAUCCAAGGAAAGAAGAUGAAAAAUUAUCAAAGUACACAAGGAAGACGUUAAUCUUAAUAAUAUAUAUAUAUAUAUAUAUGAAAUAUGACAAGUUGAUAAUAUACAUAUCAUCCAAGAUACCGUCAAUAAUUUAAUCUUAUUAUUCAAUCAAAAAUAAUAAAAAAAAAACACAUGUACAAUACACUCAACUGCUGUAUAAGCCCUUUUUCAUUUAUUCCUGAUUAUCUUUUUACGUAUAUAAAUAUAUAAUAAUAAAAAGAGGCGUUUCUUUUAAAUUGUAUAGCGACAUUAUUAUUCGUUCAGUGCAAUCUGUCUUUCAGUCUAUACAUAUAUAUUAUAUAUAUAUAUGAAUGACCGCGUACAGUCUGAUCGAGUUGCGAUUGGCAGAUUCGAAUGAUGUGGAAAUCCGUAGUCUCCUUCUUCACUCUCUAUCACAAGUGUAUUUUCUCCUUCCAUUAUUUAUUAAGUGUAAUGUAACCGUCUGUUAAAGCCCAUUCUCUCUACUCUUCUCUCAGCAAUUCAACAUCUCUCACCACCUGCCAUUCAACUACCACUCAGUUACCUGCUCCAAUCGGAAUAAUCCGCAAAUCAGAUAAUAAAGUAUGGCCGCCUCUCUUAUUAUCAUUAUCAUUAUUAUUAUUAUUAUUAUUACCAAUCACCAUUCUUAUUUUUUCAUUUGGUUAAAUAUAUAACUAUAACAUGUUUAUUUGUUUAUACGAAUUUUAUUAUUUCUUAAUCUACAGAUUGGAUUUACUAAUAAGUUAUUUAUUAUAAAAACUGUGAUUCGAUCAAAUGAUUUAUUAUUCACUGUCAAGUUAUUAUUUAAAAAUAAAAAUUUAUAUUGAAGAUUUAAAUAUAUUUAACGUUAAAUAUAUCGAUAUUACCUA
This is a messenger RNA of Microplitis mediator, 1255 nucleotides long. RefSeq names its product putative gustatory receptor 28b. The transcript is spliced from 4 exons. The coding region runs from base 55 to 354 and encodes 99 amino acids. Gene Ontology annotation, biological process: sensory perception of taste. The record is from RefSeq and is a predicted model, not a curated record. NCBI's taxonomy places the organism in Eukaryota, Metazoa, Arthropoda, Insecta, Hymenoptera, Braconidae. Gene Ontology annotation, cellular component: membrane.